GAGCAGGCAUUGGUCAGACCAAUGCCUAACUAGUGACUGUCUCAUUAAAAAAAUAAAUGAAUCAUUUACUACUCGCACUUUGACACGUUUAUCAGCAGGAAACACCUGGCAGUUAAGCAGGAAAACUCUCACCCAGAGGAUACAUCUGCGGAUCAACUCUAUCUAGAAGACAAGACUUUACAUGGCAAUCACUAUGGAUACAGGCUGGAGAACUUCUGGGUUCACAACUGGAGCUCCUCCUGGUACCAGUCAAAGUGUUGAUGCGGCUGACAUUGCCGUGGUUGUCACCUACUUUGUAAUUGUCAUGGUGGUUGGAAUUUGGUCAUCAACACGAGCCAAUCGCACCACAGUGGGGGGGUAUUUUUUAGCUGGUCGUUCAAUGACCUGGUGGCCGAUAGGGGCCUCUCUAAUGUCCAGUAAUGUUGGCAGUGGAUUGUUCAUUGGUCUUGCGGGAACCGGAGCAGCAGGAGGCAUUGCUGUUGGAGGAUUUGAGUGGAAUGCUUCAUGGGUUCUUGUGGCCCUGGGUUGGAUUUUUAUCCCUGUCUACAUCUCUUCUGGUGUAGUGACCAUGCCUGAAUACCUGGCCAAGCGUUUUGGGGGCUCCAGGAUACGAAUUUACAUGUCUGUUCUGUCCCUCAUUCUCUACAUCUUCACAAAAGUAUCGACAGACAUGUUUUCAGGAGCACUGUUCAUCCAGGUGUCAUUGGGUUGGGACCUUUAUCUGUCUACGGGCAUAUUACUGCUGGUUACAGCUAUUUACACGGUGGCAGGUGGCUUGGCUGCAGUCAUCUAUACUGAUGCACUCCAGACUUUAAUCAUGGUCGGUGGAGCGUUUUCACUAAUGUUCAUAGCUUUCUCCAAGGUUGGGUGGUAUGAGGGCCUCGUGGACCAUUACAUGACAAGUGUUCCCAUGGUGACGGUUGCUAACACUACCUGCCAUAUUCCUCGUCAUGAUGCGUUUCACAUGUUCAGAGACCCCAUAUCAGGUGAUUUACCCUGGCCAGGCUUGGUCUUUGGCCUCACUGUGCUGGCUACAUGGGUCUGGUGCACAGAUCAGGUCAUAGUUCAAAGGUCACUGUCGGCCAAAUCUUUGUCACACGCCAAAGCAGGCAGUGUUCUGGGAGGCUACCUAAAGCUGAUGCCCAUGUUCUUCAUCGUGAUGCCAGGCAUGAUAAGUCGAGCUCUUUUCCCAGAUGAGAUUGGGUGUGUUGAUCCAGCUUUGUGCAGGAGUAUUUGUGGAGCAUCUGUUGGAUGUUCCAACAUGGCUUACCCCAAACUGGUGGUGGAACUAAUGCCAGUGGGUCUACGUGGUCUGAUGCUAGCAGUAAUUUUAGCUGCUCUGAUGUCAUCUCUGACCUCCAUUUUUAACAGUAGCUCCACUCUAUUUACUCUGGACCUCUACCACAGAGCCAGGCCGAGAGCAUCUGAGAUGGAACUUAUGAUUGUUGGAAGGGUUUUCAUCCUUGUCUUGAUGUGCAUCAGCCUGUUAUGGAUUCCAGUUGUCCAAACAGCCAACAGUGGACAGCUGUUUGAUUAUAUCCAAUCAGUGACCAGCUUUCUAGCACCACCAAUCACUGCUGUGUUUGUUAUGGCAAUCUUCUGGCCACGUGCCAAUGAGCAGGGUGCAUUUUGGGGUCUGAUGACUGGUCUGGCUGUAGGAUUAACACGAAUGAUCAUGGAGUUUUCCUACUUCCCUCCUUCCUGUGGUCAGCCUGACCACCGACCUUCUGUUGUGACUGAUGUCCACUACCUUUACUUUGCUCUCAUACUACUGGCUCUCACUUGCCUUGUAAUUGUUGUUGUCAGCUUGGUCACAGCCCCAAUUCCAAAAGAACAUCUCUACAGAUUGACCUGGUGGUCCAGAAAUGAUAUAGAGCCCCGAAUCGACCUUUCAAAUUCACAGGCAACACCUGACCCAGUGAACUGUGACAGACCCGAUGAUGAGCCCUUACCACAACCUACAUGGAAAAGAAUUGUGAUGUGGCUCUGUGGUUUGAGUAGACAAGUCCAAUCUGCACAUCCUGCAGUGGAAAACCAGGAUCUCAACUUCCUACAGGAAAAGUCUUUGUGGAGGAAUGUCUGCAACGUGAAUGCCUUACUGCUACUAGCUGUUAAUGUAUUUCUGUGGGGAUAUUUUGCAUAAAGUGCAGGUUCAAGGUUUGUUUUACGUUUGGACAUUUAAAUGAAAUAUUGUCUGAUUUGAGAUUAUUCAGAAACUGGCACUAAAAUGUUUAUCAAAUAUCAAUAGCAAAUUCAUUUACUUCAUAAAUUGUCUAUGGUCUGGUUCAUAUAUUUCAGUAAUAAGUAUUACAGAUGCAAGUUUUCCAUAAAUGAUGUGCUACUUAUUUAUUGCUGGCAUGGUUUCACUGCUUUUGCUCUACACUCAGUAAAUAAAUAUGGUGUACAGUAUUAGCUCGUCCACGGGGUAAUGGGGAAAGAUCAUACAUAUUCAGCCAACCGACAUCGCUGUAUUUCAUGUUUUUGGGGAACUAGAAGCUUUGUUCCUGCUAGAAAAUGAGGGAACAUUUGUAUUGCUAUCAGUGGUGGCUGAACCAUAUAAAGUGCCCCCCCCCCCCCCCCACACACACACACACACACAGUGUUGACAUGUAUAGUUUGAGCUGAAAACACUUGCUUGCAAUACAGUUGAGAACUGUAUUGUAUUUGAUACAAUUAUUUUCCAAAGAAUAAAGUAAGUCUAAAUUAGUUAUUUUAUUUUAAUUUAUUUAUGUAACCUUUAUUUAACCAAGUGAGUCUAUUUAGAACCCAUUAUCAUGUAUAGCAAUGACCUGGCCAAGACGCAACAAGAGCAGAAGAUAUGAAAAGACAAGGUUCAGACCCUGUCAACUAAAGACUGAUCAGCAUUUUACCCAUUACUUAAAAAUUGCCGAGAAACGGGUGGCUAAAUCUAUUUUAGAACAACUGUGGUAUUCACUCCCUACACCCUAUGCAAUUUGGCUUUUGCCAUGUGUUUUUAUUGAAAAGGUUCAAUCAUAUUUGGAUUGAAAUACAUGUGUUGCUACUGUUUUUAUAGAUUUUAAAAGAGUGUUUGACACAGUGAACCAUUGUAAAUUCACCUCUACACUUGCAGCAUUUCAUUUUACAGAUCACACAAUUCAGUGGAUCCAAUCAUAUCUAGCAGCUAGAAGGCGACGUGUACAGGUAUGUGACAGUAAACCACCUUACCGUUCUUCUCCAGUAGGUGUCCCCCAAGGAAGGGUCUAUUCUAGGACCUUUACUGUCUUGACUUUAUGUUAAUGAUUUACCAAAUGUAUGUCAAAAUGUGGAUAUUAUUAUGUAUGCUGAUGAUACAGUAAUUUCUGACACUACUAAAGUCCUCAAGAUGCAGCUCAACAACUUUCACUUGCUUUAGAUGACUUUCAGAAGUGGAUGGAUGACUCAUGUCUUUGUCUAAACAUUAAAAAAAUGGUGUGCAUGUUUUUCUCUAAACCAGCAUUAAGACUGGCUCCAGCAAAGGUUUAUCUGAAAAGUGAAGAAAUCCAAAAUGUUGAACAAUUCUAAUACCUAGGAGUGUUGCUGAACUUAUGAUGAUCUUUCAGAAAACGUGCAAAAUAUUGUUAAAAUCAUAAACUGCAACUUGUGUAAUUUUAAAUAUGUCUCUGACAAAUAAAGCAGCAAGCAUAUUUUUACAUUCUAU
Messenger RNA from Nothobranchius furzeri (turquoise killifish), 3658 nucleotides. It is a transcript of the gene slc5a9, whose product is annotated as solute carrier family 5 member 9. Gene Ontology annotation, biological process: transmembrane transport. The record is from RefSeq and is a predicted model, not a curated record. Gene Ontology annotation, cellular component: plasma membrane. Gene Ontology annotation, molecular function: D-glucose:sodium symporter activity. NCBI's taxonomy places the organism in Eukaryota, Metazoa, Chordata, Actinopteri, Cyprinodontiformes, Nothobranchiidae.